AUGGCAACUAGCGAUUUGGAGUUUGGAGCUGGAGAUAGCCUUUGCCAUUCUGUCCAGUUUCUGCUUGAUUGUAAAGAAAAAGGAAGAAAACUUGGCAACAAUAGUCUAGCAUCAAUUUUCAUGGUUCCUAGGGUCUGCCGGGAUCACAGCCCAAGUUCUUUUAACCCUCGGGUGGUCUCUAUUGGACCUCUCCACAGACAAGAUAAAAAUUUGCAAGAAUUUGAAGUUCAAAAAACGACUUAUUUACAUCAUCUACUGGAUCUUUCAGGUUGCAACCCACAGAAAACGUUACAAGAAUGUGUGCACAAGGUGAGUAGGAAAAUAAAACUCGUCAAGGCAUGUUAUGCAGAGUCAAUGAUCUACAAUGAUGAAGAACUUGUUAGAAUGAUGGUUAUAGAUGCUUGUUUCAUACUUGAUUUCAUUCACCUUCUUUCAGAAGAUGAUGGACCAUUUCCACCUUUGCAUGAUAUCCCGACAGGAUCUAGAACACAUCCGAAGAGGCACGUGACCAUGGACCUAGAUAGAGCAGGGGUGAACUUUAUGCCUAAUGAAGAUGCAAAUUGGGCAAUGGCCAUGAAACUAGAAUUACCAAGGUUUUCAUGCUUCGCAUGGUUUUGGUGUAAGCCUACUUUGCGGAUGCCAAAAGUGACUCUUAAUGAUGACAGUGAACCAGUUUUAAGGAACCUCAUUAUUUACGAGCAGUCAUCUCUAGUUCCUAAUUACGUGACAUCAUAUGUUUGUGCCAUGGAUAUGCUAAUUGAUACUCCAGACGAUGUUGCAAAGUUGGUAAAAUCAGGUGUUAUUGCGAAUAAAUUAUGCUCGAAUGAGAAAGCUGUGAAUAUGAUAAACAGUGUAUGCAAAGAUGUUGCCUUACUGGAAUUUUUCUACCAUCAAGAGUGGCAAGAAUUGGAUGUGUACUACAAUAGUUAUUGGCCUAAUGCUGCUGCAGGGUUGAAGCGUACGUAUUUCAGUAGUCCAUGGAAUAUGAUUGCUUUAUUUGCUGGAAUUGUUUUGUUUGUUCUUACGGUAGUUCAGACAAUCUUUACAAUCAAGGCUGCAAAUCCAAUGAUUGUUAUUAAACAUUAA
Molecule: messenger RNA, 1086 nt
Organism: Lactuca saligna
Lineage: Eukaryota; Viridiplantae; Streptophyta; Magnoliopsida; Asterales; Asteraceae
Source: the annotation of a GenBank genome assembly